AUGAUAGAAAGUGACACCUCGUCCAGAAUGGCAGGAAUUAUUCAAAACUCAGGGCAAAGCCACCACCCCUCUCCACAGGAAUACAGGCUCCUGGCCAGCGCCGGCGAGGACGACCUUCCAGGCGACCUGCAGUCUCUGUCAUGGCUCACGGCUGUGGAUGUGCCGCGGCUGCAGCAGAUGGCAAGUAGCCGAGUGGACCUAGGCAGCCCCGGUGCACCACACCCACACCCAGGAGCCUUGGCAGGGGCAGCUGACCUACAUGUGGGCACCGCCCCAGGCCCCCUGCUCCACGGGCCAGUCACCAUGGCUGCCACAGGCAUCCUGGGCCUGGGGCCCCUGGCCAACCACGGAACCAACAUGAGCCCAUUCCCAGUGGGGGGCCCGCCCUCUGCCAGCCUGCAGGAGCCACAGCUGUACCCCCCCGCUGCUCCACCACCCUUCCCGUUCCCCCAGGGCCAGCAGUGCCCCCCUACGGGCCUGUACAGAUCCCCAUUUGGGGCACGGCCUCCAUACCCCCAGCCCCGCAUGGCUGGACACUCGUCGCAGGAACUGCACCCCAAACAUUACCCCAAGCCCAUCUACUCCUACAGCUGUCUUAUCGCCAUGGCUCUGAAGAACAGCAAGACGGGCAGCCUGCCCGUGAGUGAGAUCUACAGCUUCAUGAAGGAGCACUUUCCCUACUUCAAGACGGCCCCCGAUGGGUGGAAGAACUCCGUGCGGCACAACCUGUCCCUGAACAAGUGCUUCGAGAAGGUGGAGAACAAGACGAGCGGCUCCUCGCGCAAGGGCUGCCUGUGGGCGCUGAACGCGGCGCGCAUCGGGAAGAUGGAGGAGGAGAUGCACAAGGGGAAGCGGAAGGACCUCGCCGCCAUCCACCGCAGCAUGGCCAACCCGGAGGAGCUGGACAAGCUGAUUUCGGACCGGCCGGAGAGCUGCAGGUGUCCUGGCAAGCUGGGGAAGCCAGAGACCUCCCCGCUGACCCAUGCCACCCCGGUGGCCAUGGCCCACAGCUGCCUGGCUGUCCCCCAGCUCCCGCCCCAGCCCCUGGUGACCCUGUCCCUGCAGUCUGUCCCCCUGCACCACCAGGCACAGCCCCAGGCACAGCUGGCUCCGGGCUCACCGGCCCCAGCUCAGACCCCACCCCUGCAUACCCUGCCGGACCUGAGCCCUGGCCCCCUGCUGCACCCCACCCUGGGGCGGGCUGCUGUGGACUUCGUCAACAUCUCCACCGACAUGAACCCUGAGGUGGACGCCCUGAACCCCAGCAUCAUGGACUUUGCUCUGCAAGGGAACCUCUGGGAGGAGGUGAAGGACGAGAGCUUCAGCCUGGAUGCCCUGGGGGCCUUUGGAGAUGCCCCACUUGACUGUGACCUGGGGGACCCGGGCCUGACUCCCAUCUCCGGCAGCAGUCACCAGUCCCUCUCAGACGUGCAGGUGACCGGCCUCUAUACAGCAUACUCCAGCCCGGACAGAGUGGCGGCGCCGGCGGCCACCCCAUCCUCCCAGUACCUGGGCACCCCAGGGAACAAGCCCAUCGCCCUGCUGUGA
Echinops telfairi (small Madagascar hedgehog) is the source of this 1548-nucleotide messenger RNA. RefSeq names its product forkhead box N4 (gene FOXN4). Bases 1 to 1548 code for a protein of 515 amino acids. Gene Ontology annotation, cellular component: nucleus. NCBI's taxonomy places the organism in Eukaryota, Metazoa, Chordata, Mammalia, Afrosoricida, Tenrecidae. The record is from RefSeq and is a predicted model, not a curated record. The transcript has 9 exons. Gene Ontology annotation, biological process: regulation of DNA-templated transcription. Gene Ontology annotation, molecular function: cis-regulatory region sequence-specific DNA binding; DNA-binding transcription factor activity.